Messenger RNA from Alligator mississippiensis (American alligator), 5427 nucleotides. RefSeq lists its product as uncharacterized. The record is from RefSeq and is a predicted model, not a curated record. Lineage: Eukaryota; Metazoa; Chordata; Crocodylia; Alligatoridae. The transcript has 3 exons. The coding region runs from base 2788 to 4422 and encodes 544 amino acids.
UCCCGCCUUCCCUUCCCCCACCUAUUUUUUUCCAAGACAACUGAAGCAUUUUUGACCUUGACUUCAAUAAUACUUCAUGUUUUAGUACUUCAGUCAGCAGUUUAUCUACUAAUUGCUACACACUACCGCAUGUGGCUUGAAUCUGCAAUUGCAGCUCUCUUUUAAUGGAACCUCUUAUUUUUCCGGCGAUACCAGAGAUCAGAGCAAGGAAGCAAAUUGUCCAGUAAUCUCCAUCAAAAUGUCAGACACGUCAGUGUGCGCAAUCGGGGGAAGAAAAAGAAGAAGAAAAAAGAAACGCAUGGACACAUCAGGACACGUUCUGGGGCAGUAUUACUGCAGAAAGGAGAAGAUGAAGAACGCCCGAUUGCCUUUGCCAGCCAGAAGCUCAGCCACACUGAGACCAGGUAUGCCAUGGUUGAAAGGGAAUGCCUUGCAAUACGCUGGGCCAUAGAGUACUUCAAAUAUUACCUAAUGGAAGAGAGUUCAUAGUGGUGACGGAUCACGCCCCAUUACAAUAGUUAACAAAAAAACAAAGUGCAAACGCCAGAAUCACUCGCUGGGCCUUGGCAUUAUAACCUUUCAAAUUUACAGUGAUACAUCGCCCGGGCAAGGAUAAUUUUGUGGCUGAUUUUCUAACCAAAUAGGGGAGUCCAGACCAGCCUGAAGAAGAGCUGUGUCACAUCCAUGAUGAGGAACACUAAACUGUACAAAACACCACGCACAGAGUCCAGCGCCACAAGGCGACUUAAGGGGGGAGGUCUGUGGUGGCAAUGUGCCACCAUGGGCUCAAGAGGAGGUGAGGGGAAAACUGCAAGGAACACAAAGCCCAGAAACAGACCCCCCAAGGGGGGAACUUGCCUCCGGCAGAUUUGGCGGUGCAGGAACCGGGACUGUGGCGGCAGCCGCGGCCACACAAGCCAGCUUUAUGCCAGCUGUUUAAGCGGCUGUUCCCCAUGCAGAAGGCAGCCGGCCCAAUUGCGGCAGCUGGCAUGGCCGCUGUGGGAAUGUUUAAAAGCCCCGACAGGACCCGCGGAGAGGGGGAGCCAGAGGGAGAGAGAGUUGGCUGGCAGCAUGUCCGGCGUGCUGAGGCUUCUGCUGGGAAGAGGCAUGCUGUAGCCCUUACAGUACCGGCAAGCGAGGCAGGGGCAACCUUUGAGCCCCUGACCAAAGCAGAGCAGGGGAAGCACAGCAGCUCCCUGCUGGAGGCGGGCCAGGAGAGACCAGUGCUUCCCCUAGAAGAAGUAGAGCAGGGGAGGGGUUCGGAGUCCUCUGGAAACCGCUGGGGAAGGGGAGGUGGCUCUGCAUCCCGCUCCUCCCCAGGAGAAUAUUAUUUCUGAAGAGGAUAGGGAGAAAAGCAACUAAAGGAAAGUAGGGAAAUCCAAGGAAUAGAGAGAGAAGGGACACGAGGCGGCUAAGUUGUUCAGCUGUGUGCCCUUCCCUCCACCUGAGGCCUACUGUGGGGCAAGCCCGCAAAGACCGAGGCUAACAUCCGACCAGCAUGUGACUGGUUGGCAAGUGGACGGGGUGUAGGGGAGGCGGAGCUCUGUGGAACAUCGCACCUAACAACUGUGUACAGCUGUGUCGGGGAGCCCCCCUGGGAAGAUCUCCACUGAAACCCUCUUGUGAGAAUUUAACAGCAAAGUCAUGGCAGGAAAGUCGAGGGGAGGGGCUACCUUGCCGGCAAGUGCUACCACCCAUAAAGCAACCGACAUCACAAGCAUCUUUCAACACCCAGGUCCUAAAUGCCAGUUUAGGCACCAACAUUUUAAUGUAUUGCAUUGUAUAGUAAGCUUACUGUGUACAAAUAGUCACAUUGUACACGAAUGUAUGCAUACACCAAUAAAAUACUGGAAUAAAAAUAUCAAAAUAUUUUGCAGUCCUCAUUUUUUCAUGGAUCCCUCUGGCAUUCUCUUCUGAUUGUUUCAGACUAAAAAGCCAUCUAUUAUACCAUCAAAAUGUUGAAAGCAUUGCCAAAGUGGGAGGCUUUCUUAAAGGGACACCAUCAACUUGAAAAUUAACAUUCCUCUCUGAACUUGCAAUACUUUCUAUCCAGGCAGAUUGUAACCCUUACACAUGUUGAAUAAUAUCUUACUCCUCAAGCAGGCUGCCAUUACUUUCAUUUGUAAUUAUGAAUAGCUCCCAGUUGUCAGAACUGAUUAGUUGAGUGCCUCGGUACACUGGAACUUUCUAGCACAAGGCACGGUGAGACGGGAAUUCUCGGCACGGUGGAGAGCCCUGGCAUGGAAAAGUUCCCGCCACUCAUAUGCAAAUGUGCAUACUCUGGCCGGUUUCAAAUUAUUCCUACGUGGCAGCUGGCAAUUGGCUCGCUAGCCGUAUAAAGGGUUGGAGUCGUUUCUGCCCAGGUUGGAGAACUCUGUGCUCGUCUCGGAGUGGAACCUGACGGUCUGAUCACCCGCGACGACUCCCCGUCAAUGACCCCCCCCCCCCCGACGUACCCCUGUGUCCUGCAUGCUCGAGUUACCCAGUUUAAAGAUAUCUUGUCUUAUAAGAGCUCCUCGGUUUGAUUGGAACAGAAGGUUGAAGUCUGUAACUUUCUUCCUAUGCUGUACAUCGUGACAGUGUAAGUAAAGUCAUCUUUGUUUGAAUCAGUAUGCGUUUGUGCCUAAUUCUACUCCAGUGGUCGCAAGUACCCAUCUAUGUGCUGGGUUUGUGGCUACAACCCAGCCGACCCCUUCACGGAUCCCAAGCUCGGUCACCCACGUGGCGUCACGAACGGGAUCCCAAUUAACAGGAUUGGGAUCGGAAUCGGGAUUUGGAGAAGAUGCGAUGGAGUUAGAGUUAGUUAGAAGCUGUCCCUGGCGUAGUGGGAGACGCCAUGUGUCGAAUGCUGUGGAGCUAGGCGCCCACAUCGCCUAUCACCAGGUGGCCGAAAUAGGUGGAAGGUUUGUCAGCGGCUAUCUUUCGCUGAAAGGGGAAGAAGAGGACUUGGAGGAAUGGGAAGCACAUCUGCACCCCAAAGUGUUCCGGUGUGUGAUGGGCAGCGAGCGGGUCUUGUUCAGGCCCCGGGAGGAAGGGAGCACCAUACCCUUCGCCAGAUUCGAGUCGAGCGAAGUGAGCCCGACCCUCAGCCAGGAAUUUGCCCGCUGCAUGCGACUGGCGUGGGAGGGUGGAGAACCGAUGAUGACCGACCGGUUCAGUCCCCCACUGGCGUUUGGGUUGAGAGGCUGCGCUGAGACAGGCCCGAGAGACAAGGGGAAAAUGUUGAAUGUGCUAUUCCGUGCCGUAACAGCUUUGCUGUGGGAGAAUGCAGAUUUGGAGGCCCGACUGCUCGCGGCCGUGCAGGAGGGUAGAGAAGUGGCAGUGGAGAAAAGCCCUGACUCAACGCCACUCCAAGAUGGCGCCGAGGAAGGAGCAAGCUGCCCGGAGAAACCGGAAGAGAAGGGUGGAGCUUCGGGAGAAUUGGUGGGAAUCCACCCAGCAACCCCGCCCACCGAGGUGACGUCGCUCCUGGCAGCCCCGCCUCCUUACUACGGGGAGGGGGCAUCGAGUGGAGAGUUACAUCCAUCCCUCCUACCAGAUGCAGCAGCAGCUCUGACAGCAGCUUGUCCAGCAGCAGCAAGCAGCCGAGUGAUUGGUGUGCAGGAUGCAGUCUGCACAACCUAUCAUACCCGUACUUGGACUGAACUACAGGAAUUGUGCAGAGGAUCGAAGAUAAAGCCUGAUGAGACCUUGGCUAUAUGGCUAGGACGUCUGGUCGUGGAAUUCGGCUCUGACCUGCUAGAUUUAGAAGAGGCUAGUUUCCUAACCCGACAAGCCUCGUGGAGUGGAGGACACGCCACUGAUGUGGACCUAGUGCCGUGCAAUGCUCACUGGCCCAUUCCUCUUCCAGCGCUUGUCACGGGUCAGGUCGAUUACAAAUCCCAUGCAUGGCACGACAGUCGCCCGUCGAGGGUCAAUGCAGAACAGAUUCUACUGGCGAUAAUAGGAAGCUCAUAUGGUUCCUGGAACUCCCAAGUGCACGCACUGGGACUAACACCGCCCCAGCAGCGAGGACUGUGGCCUCACUGCCACCUGAGAAACCCUGGGACUGUUCCAGUGACUUCCAAUAACGUAGAAGCCCGUGUUGAGGUUUAUGGAGGAAGGAAUGCCACCAUCCUUCAAAUCCUCCUCAACCCACUAGCUGGUCAACCUGCAUGUAAUCUUCUACGACAGCUUCCACGGUUACAGGCGCUCAUGAAGUCGGACACGGGGACUUCAAGCGACUCGGAGCAAGUAUGGCAACCGCCGCAAAGAACGCCAGAGGAAAGGAUCAUGUUCGGAUUCCUUCUGCUACGUUCUAGGCUCUCAAAGCGACAGCUACGGAUCCUGGGAGACGAGGGCCAAUGGCAACUGGCCUAUGAAUUAGGUUUCCAGUGUCCGGGGGAGCCAGACGACGAGUCUGGGACGUUCUCAUCUCACUGAGCACGGACAAGAUCACGCAGCGUCUGCUUGUGGAUCGUCAUUCGAGACGGUGCAUCUGCGGGUGUGUGAGAAUUGUCCAGAGCUGAAUCGUGUCUGAGCACUUGUAUCGUGUGCUUGGGAGAGAGUGGGAAGCCGCGAAGGGUAUUUGAUUAGCUGUCCCGUUACGUGCGCGACUCCAUAUAAACAGUGUAAUAUAAGUUAAUUAAUUGUUCAAAGAAUUCUUUCUUUGCAGUUUUUUUUGUCCGAGGUUCGAGAUACAUGUCAGAGGCGGACCCAGAGAGAGGAAGAGAAGACGCAGAGGUCUGACGUGUGACUUCGCCAUGACACCUAUUGAACUCCUCGUGAUUGAACUUUUUGUGACCAACGUUCUUAUGUGUGUCUGUGUUUGUAUUGGUUACUAUCUGAUUCAAUCCAUUGAGGAUGAACUUUUUGUGUUGUAUGUUUUUGUAUAUAACCGGUUCCCUGAGAGGAGUGACGAGUUAGACGGCGUGCAUGUGCUUCAAAUUCCAGCUGUACCAUCGGCAAGGGGGCAUGUCAGAACUGAUUAGUUGAGUGCCUCGGUACAGUGGAACUUUCUAGCACAAGGCACGGUGAGACAGGGGAAUUCUCGGCAUGGUGGAGAGCCCCGGCGUGGAAAAGUUCCCGCCGCUCAUAUGCAAAUGCACAUACUCUGAUUGGCCGGUUUCAAAUUAUUCCUAUGUGGCGGCUGGCAAUUGGCUCGCUAGCCGUAUAAAGGGUUGGAGUCAUUUCCGCCCAGGUUGGAGAACUCCAUGCUCAUCUCGGAGUGGAACCUGGCGGUCUGAUUACCCGCGAUGACUCCCCGUCGACGACCCCCCCACCCCGACGUACCCCUGUGUCCUGCAUGCUCUAGUUACCCCGUUUAAAGAUAUCUCAUCUUAUAAGAGCUCCUUGGUUUGAUUGGAACAGAAGUUUGAAGUCUGUAACUUUCUUCCUAUGCUGUACAUCGUGACAAUGUAAGUAAAGUCAUCUUUGUUUGAACCAGUA